GCAGCCGGCGCUGGGCCCGCCUGGAAUGCGGGAACAGGCUGCGCACCAGGACUUUUAUGGAAACUUGCUGUCGGAGACGGCGGCGGCGGCGGCGGCAGCCAGAGAGCUCCCGGCGGCGGCGGCCGGAGCGCGCAGACCCCUGCCCACCGCCAGGCGCAGCACGCGCGCAGCCUCUCCGCGCAACCAGGACGCUCGCGGGUCGCGGGCCGCUGGCGGGUUAAAUCGCUGCCAUAAGAAAACUCCGAAUACACGUGCAAAGAUAUACAAAGCUUCAUAAUCACCCCAAGACCACACCCAAGAGCAAACAUGAAUGAUAUUUCCCAAAAAGCUGAGAUUCUGCUUUCUUCAUCUAAACCUAUCCAAAAAUCCUAUGUGCCAAAACUUGGCAAGGGUGAUAUAAAGGAUAAGUUUGAAGCCAUGCAGAGAGCCAGGGAAGAAAGAAAUCAAAGGAGAUCUAGAGACGAAAAGCAAAGAAGAAAAGAACAAUAUAUUAGAGAGAGAGAAUGGAACAGGAGAAAGCAGGAGAUUAAAGAAAUGCUUGCUUCUGAUGAUGAAGAGGUAUCUUCUAAAGUAGAAAAGGCCUAUGUCCCAAAGCUAACAGGAACCGUGAAAGGUAAAUUUGCUGAAAUGGAGAAGCAAAGACAAGAGGAACAAAGGAAGAGAACGGAGGAGGAGCGAAAACGCAGAAUUGAACAGGAUAUGUUAGAAAAGAGGAAGAUACAACGUGAAUUAGCAAAAAGGGCUGAGCAGAUUGAGGACAUAAACAAUACGGGAACUGAAUCAGCAUCAGAGGAAGGAGAUGAGUCACUGCUUGUAACAGUGGUACCUAGCAAAUCACACAAAGCAUCUGGAAAAAUAAAAAAGAAUUUCGAGGAUCUAGAAAAAGAACGAGAAGAAAAAGAAAGGGUCAGAUAUGAAGAGGAUAAAAGAAUAAGAUAUGAAGAACAACGACGAUCUCUCAAGGAAGCAAAGUGUCUUUCGUUGGUCAUGGAUGAUGAACUGGAAAGUGAGGCUAAAAAAGAAUCACUUUCUCCUGGAAAAUUGAAACUAACUUUUGAAGAAUUGGAAAGACAAAGACAAGAAAACCGGAGGAAGCAAGCUGAAGAGGAAGCAAGACAACGUUUAGAAGAAGAGAAGCGUGCUUUUGAAGAAGCAAGGCGGCAAAUGGUAAAUGAGGAGGGGGAAAACCAAGAGACAGAAAAAAUUUUUAAAGGGUACCGCCCUGGUAAACUCAAACUCAGUUUUGAAGAAAUAGAAAGACAAAGGAGAGAAGAUGAAAAAAGGAAAGCAGAAGAAGAAGCCAGAAGAAGAAUAGAGGAAGAAAAGAAGGCAUUUGCUGAAGCAAGGAGAAGCAUGGUAGUAGAUGAUGACUCCCCAGAGAUGUAUAAAACAAUCUCUCAAGAAUCUCUUACACCUGGAAAACUGGAAAUUAACUUUGAAGAAUUAUUAAAACAAAAAAUGGAAGAAGAAAAACGACGAACAGAGGAGGUACGGAAGCAUAAGCUAGAGAUGGAAAAACAGGAGUUUGAACAACUGAGACAAGAAAUGGGACAGGAAGAGGAAGAAAAUGAAACCUUUGAGCUGAGCAGGGAAUAUGAAGAAUUAAUCAAAUUGAAAAGAAGUGGCUCUAUUCAAGCUAAAAAUCUAAAAAGCAAGUUUGAAAAAAUUGGACAAUUGUCUGAAAAAGAAAUACAGAAAAAGAUAGAAGAAGAACGAGCAAGAAGAAGAGCGAUUGACCUUGAAAUUAAAGAGCGGGAAGCAGAAAACUUUCAUGAGGAAGAAGAUGUUGAUAUCAAGCCUGCAAAAAAAAGUGAGGCUCCGUUUACUCAUAAAGUAAAUAUGAAAGCUAGAUUUGAACGAAUGGCUAAGGCAAGAGAAGAAGAAGAACAAAGAAGAAUUGAAGAACAAAAGUUGCUACGCAUGCAAUUUGAGCAAAAGGAGAUUGAUGCAGCACUACAAAAGAAAAGAGAAGAGGAGGAAGAAGAAGAGAGUAGCAUCAUGAAUGGCACCACUAUUGAAGAUGAAGAGCAAACCAGAUCAGGAGCUCCGUGGUUCAAAAAGCCUCUAAAAAACACAUCGGUUGUAGACAGUGAGCCAGUUAGAUUUACUGUUAAAGUAACAGGAGAACCCAAACCAGAAAUUACCUGGUGGUUUGAAGGAGAAAUACUGCAGGAUGGAGAAGACUAUCAAUAUAUUGAAAGAGGAGAAACUUACUGCCUUUAUUUACCAGAAACUUUCCCAGAAGAUGAAGGAGAGUAUAUGUGUAAAGCGGUCAACAAUAAAGGGUCUGCCGCUAGUACCUGUAUUCUUACCAUUGAAAGUAAGAAUUAAUCACUUUUUAGUGUAGAACUUUUAUUCUAUUUAAAAUUUUUUUCCUCUAAAAAAAAAUCACUUUUCUUCUUCUCUUUUUUUAGCUGACGACUACUAGCUCCCCUUCCCUCUCCCUGGAACUUUCUCUCUCUCUCUCUCUCCGACUUUCUUACUACAUCCAUCUUUCUGUGGCGGGGCCAAAAAAGGAAACCAGAAGUGCCACUGUGUUGACUUCUUAUUCCUUUUCAUAAGUCUUCAAACACAAGCUCAUCUAAAGAAUGAUACCUUCUUCCUUUCCAAAUGAGCACCAGAUUCAUCACCAUAUUAUGCAGUAGAAGCGAAUGUGUAUUUAAUGGGGGAAAGUGGGAAAUUUAUUCAAUUAUUCUAUCAGAACCUAUUACAAAGGCUGUGUAUUUCCCGUAAAUUCAAAGUAAUUAUAUUAAAAAAUCAUAAAUAGAACACAUUAUUUUGCAUGAAAGAUUAACAUUUAUGAGCUAUUUACACCUAAAAAUAGUAUGAAAUAGCUGAGACAAUGAAUUUGGAACCAAUAUUGAUUUGAGUGGGCUUUUUUCCUUAGUAGUACGUCAUUUUGGUGUUGUAGUUUCAGUCUUUCUGAACCAGACAUACAAGGGGGGAGGGGUGUCAUUCCUUUUAUAGGAAAGGGGGAACAUGGAGAAAAACAAAAAACAAUUAAAUAAGACUUUUAAGGAACUGCCAGAGAAAAUUUGAUGGAAACCACUACCUACAGAAUCCUGAGUGUUGAGAAUAUUAAACAUGUACUUUUCAAAUGAGUGUAAUACACAUUCAAACUUAUAAAGAAAAUUUAUGUGGUGACCUUGCCUGAAAAAUUAUAUUUUAAUGAGAAAACGUUGUAUUAAUAAUUCAUGCAGAAGAAAACAGUUUCAACAUAAUCAAGAAUUUCAAGAUCUAAGAGGAUUUAGGAAAUCUAAGAGAUUUAGGGAAAAAACAGCACAAUCUUCAAUUUUAAAUUCUGGUCUUUAAAAUGAGUUUGUAAAUAAUUAGCUACCAUGUUCUAUUAUCAAGUUGUUUUAUAUUUUAAUUUUCUGGAAGACAACUUUAUUUUACAAUGUAAAUCCGUAAUAAAGUAACUUCUGUAUUAAAAAAAA
Messenger RNA from Equus quagga, 3437 nucleotides. RefSeq names its product nexilin F-actin binding protein (gene NEXN). The record is from RefSeq and is a predicted model, not a curated record. Bases 307 to 2331 code for a protein of 674 amino acids. Lineage: Eukaryota; Metazoa; Chordata; Mammalia; Perissodactyla; Equidae. The transcript has 14 exons. Gene Ontology annotation, biological process: mitochondrial fusion.